AUCCAGCCCAUAAUUGUGAAAAUGGGGGUGCCAAUGCAAGGUCUUCCAGAAGAUAGUUCUCUUCAACAGGCCACGUCUAAGAGGUGUCUCAUACUCCCUGUUUCCAGUGGCUGGAACAUGAUGGAUCACACAGGUGUCAUAGACACAGAGGAAGAACUAGGUCCUCUAGCCCACCUUGCACCAAGUCCUCAAAGUGAGGCUGUGGCUCAUGAAUUCCAGGAGCUCUCUCUACAGUCCAGUCAGCACUUACCCCCUCUGAAUGAACGGAAGAACGUGCUCCAACUGAGGCUGCAACAAAGGAGGACAAGAGAACAACUCGUGGACCAGGGCAUCAUGCCACCUUUGAAGAGUCCAGCAGCAUUCCAUGAGCAGAUAAAAAGCCUGGAACGAGCCAGAACUGAAAACUUCCUGAAGCACAAGAUCCGGAGUCGCCCUGAUCGCUCUGAGUUGGUCAGGAUGCACAUUUUAGAAGAAACAUUUGCAGAGCCAUCUCUGCAGGCCACACAGAUGAAGCUGAAGAGAGCUCGACUGGCAGACGACCUGAAUGAGAAGAUUGCACAAAGGCCUGGUCCCAUGGAGCUGGUGGAAAAGAACAUCCUUCCUGUAGACUUGAGUGUCAAGGAAGCAAUUAUAGGUGUAGUGAAGGAGGACUAUCCCCACACUCAUGGGGAGUUCUCAUUUGAUGAAGAUAGCAGUGAUGCUUUGUCUCCAGACCAGCCAGCAAGCCAGGAGUCUCAGGGCUCAGCAGCAUCCCCCAGUGAGCCAAAAGUCAGUGUCUCGCCACCUCCUGUGACUGCAAACACUCCAGCCCAGUUUACCUCAGUGUCCCCAGCAGUUCCUGAAUUCUUGAAAACCCCUGUAACUUCGGACCAGCCUCCCACAAGAUCUACAGUUCCCAUCCUCCCCACAAACACUGUGUCCUCAGCGAAGCCUGGCCCAACACUGGUGAAGCAAAGCCAUCCUAAGAAUCCAAAUGACAAACACCGUAGCAAAAAAUGCAAAGAUCCAAAACCCCGAGUGAAAAAGUUGAAGUACCACCAGUACAUUCCUCCAAACCAGAAAGGGGAGAAGAGUGAGCCACAGAUGGACUCCAACUAUGCCCGCCUGCUCCAGCAGCAGCAGCUCUUCCUACAGCUACAAAUCCUGAGCCAGCAGCAGCAGCAGCAGCAGCAGCAGCACUACAACUACCAGACCAUCCUGCCCGCACCCAUCAAAAACGACAAGAACAGCAGUAGUAACACGACUGUACCUGCGAGGAGGCCAGGACCUCUGCCUUCCAGCUUGGACGACUUAAAGGUGUCAGAACUGAAGACAGAACUCAAACUGAGGGGUCUGCCAGUAUCAGGCACUAAACCAGACCUCAUUGAACGCCUGAAACCCUACCAGGAAGUGGCCAGCAGUGGCCUUGCUGCUGGCAGUAUUGUGGCAGUAUCUUCAGGAGCUAUUGUUACCAGUAACCCAGAGAUGACGGUGGCACUGCCAGUCACAACACUGCAUAAUGCUGUGACUAGCUCUGUGUCCACUUUCAAGGCAGACUUGCCACCUGCUGGACCCAGCAAUGUGGCCCACGUUGAAAGUGUCCAUUCCCCUCUGCCUGUUUCUCCAUCACCCUCCGAGCCAUCCAGUCUCAGUACUGAUGACACAAACAUGACAGACACCUUCACUGAGAUCAUGAACAUGAUGUCCCCUUCCCAGUUCCUGUGUGCCUCCCCACUGAGGGUGGCAGGCCAUGAGGACAGUCUGAGCCCCACAAGCACCCUGUCAGCCCUAGAACUGGAUGCUGCUGAGAAGGACCGCAAGCUUCAGGAGAAGGAGAAGCAGAUUGAAGAGCUAAAGAGGAAACUGGAACAAGAGCAGAAGCUUGUAGAGGUCCUCAAGAUGCAACUUGAGGUGGAAAAACGAGGGCAGCGGCCCCCAGAUCCUCAACCCAGUGGCUCCUCACAGCCCCUCAGUACAUCAGAUCAGACUCAUGGCAGUGUUAGGUCCUCCAUCAAGGAUGAGACCUCACUUCCUGACUGCUCUAGCCCCCAGCAACCCAUCUCCACAGGCAGCCAGACCCUUAUUGCCAAAAAGGCUGUGGUCAUCAAGCAGGAGGUCCCCAUAGCCCAAGCAGAACAGCAGAGUGUUGUCUCGCAGUUUUUUGUGAGUUCUCAGGGACAGCCACCUGCCCUUGUUGCUCAGCCUCAGGCCUUACUGACCACACAGACCACUCAGCUGCUAUUGCCGGUGUCCAUCCAGGGCUCGAAUGUCACAUCAGUGCAACUUCCAGUAGGCAGCCUUCAACUACAGACUCCAGCACCAGGAGGAGCUCAGGCUCAGCCUCAGGUAGCUACUGCCACACAGAUUCCAGCAGCAGCCUUGGCCCCAGCACUUCCUCAGCAGCAGGAGGCCUUCCCACAGCAUGUGUUGGGCCAGCCUCAGCCAGUCAGAAAGGUCUUCACAAACUCGGCACCAAACACAGUUCUUCAGUAUCAGAGGCCACCUGGCCCAACAACCCAGCAACCCUUUGUCAGUAAAAGCUCCAACCCUGUUCUUCAGUCUAGAAGCACCCCACUUGCACCACUACAAAAUGGCCCUAGCACAGCCAGCAAGCCUAGCUCACCCUCCCCACCCCAGCCGUUUGUUGUCCAGCACUCCUUGUUUGGGACCCCAGUCACCAAGACAAAAGACCCACCUCGAUAUGAAGAGGCCAUCAAGCAGACACGUAGUGCCCAACCAGCCCUUCCAGAGGUUUCCAACGUGCACAGUCAGCAGAUGGACGACCUCUUCGACAUCCUCAUAAAGAAUGGAGAAAUUUCCUUCCCUAUAAAAGAAGAGCCUUCUCCAAUUUCCAAGAUGAGACCAGUGACAGCCAACAUCACUACAAUGCCAGUCAACACAGUGGUGUCUCGACCCCCACCCCAGGUCCAGAUAGCACCACCGGUGUCCUUAGAACCUAUGAACAGUUUGUCUGCCAGCUUAGAGAACCAGCUAGAAGCCUUCUUGGAUGGAACUUUACCCUCGACCAAUGACAUUACCCCACUGCAGAGCAGCAGUGAAGAUAGAGAGCCUUUCUCUCUAAUAGAGGACCUCCAGAAUGACUUGCUAAGUCACUCCAGCAUGUUGUACCACUCUCACUCUCCCAUGGAGACCUCUGAGGCCCAGUUUGUAGCAGGGACCCCCUGUCUAUCUCUCGACCUUUCAGACUCCAAUCUGGACAACAUGGAGUGGCUAGACAUCACCAUGCCCACCACAUCCUCUGGGCUCACUCCUCUGAGCACCACUGCACCAAGCAUGUUCUCUGCUGAUUUUCUGGACCCACAGGACCUGCCACUCCCAUGGGACUAAGGUCACAGGUCACUUGUCUCAGAGUCGUGAGGUUUCAAAACAUGAAAACAAUCCUGAAGAGUCAGUGCUUAGAGCUAUAGCCAUAGCUGCACUGUUGCAAUUAAAAUAUGUUAUCACAGAAAAAAAAGGACGGUCAUAGCCUGGAAGCCAAGUGUGAGAGCACCUCAUGCAUCUUGCAGUGACUCCACAACUUACAGAGGCAGGCCUGUUGCAUGCAAGAGGCCUUGUGACAUGCCUUAGAGAAAGCCAAAGGUCAGGUGCCAUCCACAGGAAGUUGCACUGGGGCUCUGGUCAGCAGCUACCUUUCAAACUCUGUGGUCACCUCAUGGCCCUAAUAAGAGGCAAGCAGCUCCACUUGAAACACAAGGCAACUACAAGGGAGGGGAGGAGGGAGGGAGAAGCCACUGCACAUUUGCUCCCUAGAGUGGCCUGAGCCAGGUCUAUAGCAAAGUCAGAGGCAGUUGUGCAUGAUGUACAAACAGCAGCAGCAGCUUUCAGUCAGAGGCUCUGAGUUCACUCUGAAAUCUGUGUGUCUGUAUGUCAUAGGUCAGUUUGUGAAUUUGAAAAUCUAAGUGAACAGCCUCUCAUCAUAAGUGUUUGUCUACAAAAUCUGCAACACAAGAGCCCAGUGCACAGUUCAGAUGUGUUGGUAGUGCUGCAGCUUCCCCAGCAGCCUCAGAUGGGUGAAGUUGGUUCCCUUAUGACAUUAGGCAUUGGAAUGUGCUGACCUUGUUACCUCUACAGCCUGCAAUAGAGUAAAAAGAUGGCUGUCCACUGGUCCUACUUGUUGGAAUAACUCAGCUAUCUCUAGAGUACCUGAGCCACAGUAUCUCCAUCUUUGAAGAUUAGUGGACAGACUCUCAGGUGAUCACACCCAUCUCAAAAAACCAAAAAAGGCUUCAGCAUGAAAUUCCUUUUUGAGCUAAUGAGUUACAAGAAGGGAAGGUGUAGAUCAUCUGUCAAACUCUAAGACAGUCCCACCAUGAGCACGGGUUAGACCGUCUCCUGUCACUAGAUCCUUGAUUCUCAUUGUAUAGGCUUGUAACUGGAUGCCCUGCAUGUUCUCAGUGUGUCCUCAAGCCUAAUCCUAAAAACUGGAUUUCUAUUUCUGUUUUCUCUUGAUCUAUAAAGGAAAAGUUAGGUUUGUCAAGUAAUUUAAGAAUUUUCUAAAAUGCCAACUGCCACAGGAUUUCCAUAACUCUUGAUCUAGUCAUUUAGUUACUGGCAAAUUGUAAAUAACUGACCAAAGUAUGGGCUUUCUAUUAACUAAGAGCCUUAUCCUCGUCCCUUCCCACCCCUUUAACUCUGCAUGUGGGCUUCCUACAUAGGCCUGUUCCACAGGCACGCCCAGGAAGUAGCCUGACGCAUUGCCUAGACAGAACCUGAAUCAUUUCUGAGGAGGUUUUGCCCCAAUGUGAUCUUAGUUCAAGUCUGUAUUUGUUUAAUCCUACUCUGUGUCAGAAUGGUACUUGUUCCCAGCUUUACCCUCUUUGAACAGCGCUCCCUCACCUGAAGCUUGGCUUACUGGUAAGGGGAAUCCUAUUGUUAAGAAACUGUUCAGUGUUGGGAGACAUCACCAUUCUGAUAGCUGAACACUACCAUCUGACAAGUUUUUGAGCUCACUCUCACAUGACAUACCAAGUUGGUUCUGCUGCACAGCUGCUUGUAUCCAGAUGUAGACCUGGGAAGGAACUCUUCCCUGUGGGAAUUUUAGCUCUAGUUUUUGGUAGAGAGCUUUAGUCCUCUCUCCCUCUUUGAGUAUCCAGGUAAAGUAGUACCAAGUAUCAUCAAGCUUGUGGGAGAUCACUAAAUGCUAGUGCAUUUCCUUCUGUAGGAAAAUUUAAUUUCUGUAAUCCUGAGCUGUAAGUCUUUAUAUUGCUUUUUAAGUUGCUUUGAAGCCUGUCACAAGAAAGUUGUUCUCCAAAUACAAGUGAGUACAGAGGAAGCCAUCUCAGUUGUCCAUAUGCCCAUUCUGUCCAGGCUUCAAUCCAUCAGGAUCCCAUUUCUUAAAAAACUAAGGGGGCUUCCAGUUACAGCAUUCCUCUCCUAACUCUGCUGGUUCAUGCAUCCAGUAGGUACUUACGACACCAAUGACAUGAGAGUUAGGCUUCCCCCACAUGCUCUGGGUGAGAAUGGACAUCUUUCCCAUGUGCUCACAUAAAUGUGUCGUGACCAAAGACCACUCUGCAAAAAGGCCUCUUGACCUAGCUCCAGCCCUCAGUGAGUGUGUCAGAAAAGGUGUGUGUCAGGCCAACAAGAUGACUCAGCAGGCCAUGGUGGGGCAUCUGCCAACAGGACUGAGGAGCUGAGCUUGAGCCCCAGAAUUCAUGGGAUGGAACAGAACUGACUCCCACAAGUUGUCCUCUAACUUCCCCACACAGACCCACCUGUAAGUGGAUAUAAAGUUAUUUCACAGCCAUUAAAGCAUGGAUCAACGAGCCCUUUCAAUUUCCACUGUGCAUGUACAUGUGUGGUGUAGGCUUUUGCUUAUACCAUGUUGCCAAGGAAAUCCCUCCUAGAAGCUUGAGGUAUCUGACUCCAGCCUCACUUUUCCACAUAACCCAAAGUGCAAUGGUAUCAACUUGACUUUGUAAGGUACAGAUUUCCAGUCAUCUCCUGGGAAAUAAUUGCUCUACGGCUUCUAGAAAGCUGAUAUGGCUGUGGCCUCUCUAGGAAACCAGGGCUGACUCAAGCACCCUGCUCAAGUGUGCAGUCAACACACAGAGAUGCUCCAAAUUCAUGAGACUUCUUGCUCAAAUAUGUGUUUGUUUCGCACAAAUGUUUUUCUAAGACUUUACUAAAACCUUCUUUCAGAAGCUCCGUGGUUCCCUGGCCACAUGCUGUGUCUUGCUGGCCUGAACACUACAUAAAGCCAGGGACCCGGGGCCAUACUAUCAGCCCACACACACCAUCAUCCCACCCAGAGGAGCGGGUAAGAGCAGUGUCUACUUUGUCAGCAGAGUGGACACAAAACACCUGAGCCCAGUUAUUCCAGGCAAUGUUCCCAGCAAUGAAAUCUGAAGAGGCAGCUGUCCCUUAAGUUAGAGGGCAGCCCCUUUACUGUCCUCAAGCAGACCUGGCCCAGAGAAGUAGCAAGAAGAGCCCACAUCACAUCUACACCCUUAGCUGUUCCCACACUGGCCAGUCUCAGAAGCUGCUGCUGGUAGAAGGCUGGGGUCUUGGACAUCACCAAGACUGCAUAGAAAGCUAAGAGUGGCUGUUGUAUUGUACCAUCAGAGCAACCAGGUCUGGGCCGGCAAACUCAAACAUCCAUGCUUGCUUCUGUCCCUCACACCACACAACACUGAGGUUAUCAAAUACACAGGGCCCAAUGCCCCAGAGGAAAGUUAGCCCCAGGUUACCCCAGCAUACUAACUGGAAGGCCAGGAUUACCAGGAAACACUGUUCAUGCUCACUGGAGGUGUAUUUGGAGAGCUAAACGGUCAGUUCAUUGUAAAGAGUUCUGUCAAAACUGGAAAGUAGCAGUUCAUAUAUUGUCAUUUUGUUUCCUGGUUCAGACCUUCACUCAGCAGUCUCUGGGCUUAGUUUGUAUUUGUCUGGUAUUUACCAAACUGGGUGACAGUGAGCAGGUCGUUUUUCAGCUGCUCACUCUCUCACAGUACCUGAGAAGAUGUUUCCCUGUGUCAUUUAAGGCAUGUGAUACAAGAAGCUGCACAUGUUCACAAGCUUUAUCCUCCACUCAAGCCCUGGGGAAUGGGGUGUCACAGGCUUGGCAAUCUCAGAUGUACUAGGUGCUGUCUGAAAGCCCAGUAUAUGUCAUCAGAGACAUAAGCUUAGCAAUUGGAUAGAUUCGCUGGAAGAUGUCCCAGUCAUGUCACCUCUACAUCCUGCUGUGAAGACCCUACCCACUAAUGGGAGAUGUCGGUUAAGGCAAGGGUUCAGUAUCCACCAAAGGUACUUGACUUCAAGAAACCAAUAGUAAUGCAAAAUGCUUAAAGGAACCAAAGGCAUCACCAGGUAUUUGCCAAAAGCAGCCACUUUUAUUUAAAAAUUGAGGCUAAUGUAAUUUCAAGUCAGUCCCAAAAAGGUAUCCAGUUAGGGUUAUAAAUUUCACAGAGAUGUAGAUAUUUCUUGUUUUCCUGUAAAAUAGUAUGGAGCUGUUUUGUUGGUUUAAGAAGAGCAUACUUGGUAGUAAUGCCAAGUUGUUUUCUUCUAUGUCAAGGUGAAUUCUCCGUUGCUUGCAAUGGACAUGCAGGUGUUUCUCUUCAUCUUCACAUAAUGUCUUAGCAUCUCACUUAUGAAGAAAAGGGGAAAACACCAGUGGGCAGUGCCAUUCUUACUGAAGCACUAGUUUCAUGAAUAGAAAAUCAUGGCAAUCAGAGGUCCAUUCGUGUGUUGCCUUUAUGUUGUUUUUAAAAGAAAAACCAUGAUGCCUUUGUAUGUGCUGUUUGCACCCCUGACUCAAUUCUGUACUGUGUCUGAAUGCCAUAGGUUUGCACAUGUACUGUACAUAGGCGAUGCAGACUGUAUUUUUAUAUGUGUGUGCAUUUAUCAUCAGAUCUUUUGUACAUAGUGGCAGUAUUGUAGCUGAUCGGGAAAUGUUUGAUAUCUCAGCAAUUUUGCAUUUUUGUGUCUCAAAUAAAAAAAUUUUUUUUGAUGUA
Messenger RNA from Phodopus roborovskii (desert hamster), 7949 nucleotides. RefSeq names its product myocardin related transcription factor B (gene Mrtfb). NCBI's taxonomy places the organism in Eukaryota, Metazoa, Chordata, Mammalia, Rodentia, Cricetidae. Gene Ontology annotation, biological process: smooth muscle cell differentiation. The coding region runs from base 22 to 3327 and encodes 1101 amino acids. The record is from RefSeq and is a predicted model, not a curated record. The transcript has 16 exons.